Astyanax mexicanus (Mexican tetra) is the source of this 2608-nucleotide messenger RNA. RefSeq lists its product as uncharacterized. The coding region runs from base 335 to 2335 and encodes 666 amino acids. Lineage: Eukaryota; Metazoa; Chordata; Actinopteri; Characiformes; Acestrorhamphidae. The record is from RefSeq and is a predicted model, not a curated record. Gene Ontology annotation, biological process: lipid oxidation; linoleic acid metabolic process. Gene Ontology annotation, molecular function: oxidoreductase activity, acting on single donors with incorporation of molecular oxygen, incorporation of two atoms of oxygen; iron ion binding; protein binding. The transcript is spliced from 15 exons.
GCGCUCUCACCGCCGCGGCCCGGGUUCGAUUCCCGGUCAGGGAACUCAUCUUUUUCUCGCUUAUACAUCCCAUGCAGUUAUUUCAUGUGUCUAUCUUAAAAAUAAAGGAGCUCCACAUAUGCAUAUUUUAAUUAUUAGCAGGUAAAUGAAGUCUCUAUUUCUCUAAAGGUCACAUAACCAAAUUCAGGAAGAAUAUACAAAGCAUGCCAACACACCCACGCACUGCACACGCACUUCACACUGUACACACACUCUCUACACUCAGCACAGAACUCAGCAGAGCUCAGAACACAUCAUACCUCCACCACUCCCACAGGUGUCCAGGUGAAGUUAAAUGGAGGGAUUUCAUGUGGCAAUCCGAACCUCACCAGGGCUUCUGUCAGGAACAUACAACACUCUUUGGAUUUCACUGGUUGGUUCUCAGUGUGACUGUCCUCCAGUUAAAGUUCUUCCAGAUGGACAAUGUCUCAUGCCUGACUCGACCUGCACUUUUGUGGUCAAGCCUGAAAGGAAGAUUGGCACGGUGGUCCUGGUCUGCUUGCGUCUUGAGGCUCGGCCUGGCUUUCCUGAUCAGAGCUGGCACUGUCUGGAUGUGCAGCUGAAACAGAGAGACGAAGCUGCAGAGGUUGAACGCUUCCCUUGCAACAAGUGGAUCACCACUGCAGAUGGUGAUGUUGAGCUCCGCAGUGACAGAGUGUGCCUUGUGACUUGGGAAAAACUGCAGACAUUGAGAGAGCACAGGGCCAGGGACCUGCAGAAGAGACAACAACAAAUCAGAUGGGGCACUUUUGCUGAAGGUAGCCUUCGAUGUAUAGACAUGACUAGUGUACAGUCCCUUGGUCCCAAUUUGAGCUUCACUCGACAAAGCCCAGGCAUCAACUUGAACUAUGUUAGGGGAUUCGCCAACAGAACAGAACCCUGGAGCAGCCUGGAGGAACUGGAGAUUGUGUUCAUCCACAAUGGAAAGGAUAAUGCCAUAGCUAAAUAUGUUCGGGCUCACUGGAAAGAUGACACCUUUUUUGGUUAUCAGUGUCUGAAUGGAUGUAAUCCUCUACAGAUCAGAAAAAUCCACCACCUUCCACCUAACCUACAGCUUACAUCUGAGAUGCUGAGGGAUUUUCUUCCUGUGGGCUCUUCUCUGGAGCAAGAAAUGGAGAGAGGAGCUAUAUUUCUCCUGGACUACGGGAUACUUGAUCAGCUACCUGCUAAUAUUCUCAAUGGAAAACAAACAUACCUUGCAGCUCCACUGUGCCUCCUGCACUACAACCAGUAUGGAGAGAUGAAGCCCAUUGCCAUCCAACUCCAGAAGAAUGCUGGUCCUCAAAACCCUGUGUUCCUGCCAUCUGACUCUGAACCUGACUGGCUGUUGGCAAAGAUGUGGGUCAAAAAUGCAGAUUUCCAGGUUCACCAGCUGCUUUCCCACCUACUUCGUACUCACCUGUUAGGAGAAGUGUGCUGCAUUGCCACUCUCAGGAGGUUGCCAGAAAUUCACCCUCUGCACCAGCUUCUGAUGCCUCAUAUAAAGACCUGUCUCCAGAUUAAUAUUCAGGCUCGAGGCUCUCUUCUGAGCACUAAUGGUGUUUUUGACAAGGCCAUAGGCUGUGGCCUGAAUGCAGCAGCUCUUCUGCUUGCUCGCGGCACCGAACAACUGCGCUACUCUUCAAUGUGUGUCCCUGACGACCUGAGAGAGAGAGGUCUAGACACGCUGACCAACUGUUACUAUGCACAAGAUGCUCUGAGGGUGUGGAAUGCUCUUCACAGGUUUGUGGGAAGCUGGGUGGAUCUCUAUUAUAGCAAUGACCAGGAGGUCCAACAGGACUGGGAGCUACAGAGUUGGAUUCAAGAGAUUUUCACAGAAGGAUUCCUCAGCCUUGCUCAAACAGGUUUCCCACAGUCAUUUCAAACCACAGCAGAGCUGAGCACGUUUCUUACCAUGGUGAUCUUCUCCAGCUCUGCACUGCAUGCAGCUGUCAACUUUUCUCAGGUGGACUUCAACCUUUGGAUGCCAAACUGCCCAGCAGCCAUGUUGCGGCCCCCUCCUCAGGUAAAAGGAUCGGUAACUGAGGAGGAGCUCCUGUCUUUUCUCCCGGAUGUUAACUCCACCUGCAGCGUGCUCACAAUUCUACUGAUGCUCUCACAGCCUGCUGCUGACUAUGUUGCCUUGUGCCAUUACCGGGAGCAGUACUUCAGCAGCGGUGCUCCUUGCAGGCUUGUGGAGGCAGUACUCAAAGAGCUAAAGGAUAUAUCUGAAGACAUCACCAAGAGGAACAGCAAAAUGGACAUUCCUUACCCUUACCUCUCCCCUGAUAACAUCGAAAACAGUGUGGCUAUCUGAAUACAGCACUUUACAAACCUUCAUGCUUUUGUUAAAUAAUACAGUAACAGUAAUAGUAAGAUGCUCAGAUUUCUUUUAUCAUUUUUCUCAAGGGUGAUUAACUUCAUAUCUUUCAAGUUUUGGUAAAACGUAAAUGUUAAGUCAGUGAGUAGUUAUCCAACCACAUAGUUAGGUUACAAAUUUGUGAACCUGCUUUUGAAUCAAAUUAAUAUUGUGUAAAUUUGACAACAAUCUAACAAUACAUAAAACAAAAAUAAAAUGAGUAAAAACGGA